Molecule: messenger RNA, 981 nt
Organism: Nicotiana tabacum (common tobacco)
Lineage: Eukaryota; Viridiplantae; Streptophyta; Magnoliopsida; Solanales; Solanaceae
Source: RefSeq, a predicted model, not a curated record
AUGAGGCUGAGUUUCGGUUCCCUGCCAUUAUCGGUUGAUAAGCAACCAACAACAAGUAUUGCACUUGCCACAACCACUUCUUAUCCUUUAACGCCAUCAGUUUCCUCUCCGUUUUCACCAACUCUUCCUUCACCACCAGCAACUGCUGCAUCAUCUCCACCAACCGCAAUUGCUCGAGAGGAGGAUGCCCCUCUUCCCCAGUCCCCCGUGUAUGGGAACCUGGGCCUUGGCUUCAGAGAAAGAUUGGAGAAAAAUACAUACUCUCCGAGGAAUGAGAUUAUUUUUGAGGCCAACUUCCUUGCUUCGGAGGGCCUUCAAAGGCUAAUCCGUGAUAAAGAGGAACUUACCUUCGAGCGAGAUCAACUUUUAGCCGAGCUGGACCAAACUGGUGCUCGCCUCUCAGAAUUGGAAGCUCCAGUUGCUAAGGCCGUUGAGUUGGAGGCUCGGUUGCAGCAAAGCGAGCAAGAAAAUAAUUUGGAGGUGGCCUUAAACUCCAAUGCUAAAGAGCUUGUUGUUGCCGAAGAGAAGUAUGUCCGGUUGGAGGAGAAAUAUAAGAAAAUCAUAGAGCAUAAUAGAAUCUACAGCUCCAAUGUCUGUGACUUUGAUGUCAGCCUCCGAUCCAUGAGAUCUGCGCGAGAUAACCAUUCUGCUGAGGUUAGCCAGCUUAAAGAAAAACUUCAGCGCCAAGCGGCCUCCCUCAUGAGGAGAAAAACCUUGAAAAAGGACAAAGAGGGUGUCACUGACUUUGAUGUCGAAAUCGCUAAGGCCCGUGAGCUAGCGUUAGCUGCGAAAAGGGGUCUUCCGGCUCGGCCUGAUGCUACUGAUUCUUCUGGUUCUGGUUCUGAGUUCUUAGAAACUGAAGAAGAACCUGAAGGUGAAGAUGUUGAAGGCCAAAAUAUUGAACCGGCGGCGUAUCCACCUACUUUUCCUGGGGGCGUAGAUGUUUUUCUUCCUCCGGCUUCCGGAGAUGCAGCAACUUAG